Prunus avium (sweet cherry) is the source of this 1052-nucleotide messenger RNA. RefSeq lists its product as uncharacterized. Lineage: Eukaryota; Viridiplantae; Streptophyta; Magnoliopsida; Rosales; Rosaceae. The record is from RefSeq and is a predicted model, not a curated record.
CAAUAGCAAUGGGACUCUUUUUUUUUAUCCCCAAAAAAAAAAGUUAGGGUUCAUAAGAUCAAAAAAUAUUACCAACAGCAGAACGUAUCAGCAUAGCACAAAAAUAGCAACAACUUGCCAAAGGGUCGUUGCUUUUGAGUGGAAUCCAUGGAAGGGCCAAGACCAAAAGGUGUUGAGAGCACAAAGAGACACGUAACAGCAAGGCCACAUGCACCCAGCACAGCCCAACAACAACAACAAGAAGGAGACCCUCUGAUUUACAAACCCAUUUCUCUUCCUCCUUGGAAGCCGAGGGACACCGGGAAAAGAAAACCAAUGAUCAAUAUGGACCUCCAACAACAUUCCUCCAUGUUUAAAGUUCGCGCUCUUGUUCAACAACUCCGUCCCAAUUUUAUUGAGGUUCUUCAGACACCAGAUUUUCGAAAUAGUAAAGCAGCUGAUGAAAUUCGAAAACGUUUCUCUCAUGGAUUUACUACUCUAGGCACGAGGUGCUCCUUUAUCAGAAAAUCCACUGAAAUCAAGCUUCUGAUGGAUCUAUACAAACAGAUGGCCAAGGAUGCAGGAGACACACACAGGAAGUUUGUGUCGGAAACACAGCAUUCGACACAUGACAGCGACCCUGCGAAAGAAAACCAAGAUGGCAAACAACAAAAGCAUCUUCAACCAAGAUGCUCUGUAGAGAAGCCAGUGCGAGCUCGUACUCGGUCGAUCCCUCUCAGCUCAGAUAAGAAACCAGUUGCUAGCCAACUACAGGGAAGCUACAUUGUGGGGGGUUCAGCGUUUGGUUGGAACUUCAUCACAUUUUCAGGCAGUAAACCAAUCUAUUAUGGGGUGACGAAGGAGGAAUUUGGAAGCAGAAACAAUACAUCGGGAACACGGUCUGUAGUAUAGGGAGUUAGAAAGACCAACAGUUUGCUACGAAACAGGGGAAAGAGGCUACCCAUUAUUUUGCUGAUGCUAAAGACGUUCUGUAUAUAGAUGUUUUGUCACACAGAUCCAAGUGCAUUGCAGUACUUCUGCUGAAAAAGAUAAAAAAAUUUGGUAACUUGGCA